Molecule: messenger RNA, 1025 nt
Organism: Sebastes umbrosus (honeycomb rockfish)
Lineage: Eukaryota; Metazoa; Chordata; Actinopteri; Perciformes; Sebastidae
Gene: styxl1
Product: serine/threonine/tyrosine interacting-like 1
Exons: 8
Coding region: 40-930 (296 amino acids)
Biological process (GO): negative regulation of cytoplasmic stress granule assembly; protein dephosphorylation; positive regulation of intrinsic apoptotic signaling pathway
Cellular component (GO): mitochondrion
Molecular function (GO): protein phosphatase binding; protein tyrosine/serine/threonine phosphatase activity; pseudophosphatase activity
Source: RefSeq, a predicted model, not a curated record
CUCUUGAUAUCUGUUUCUAGCUAAUUGUUUCUUCCUGCGAUGGCUGAAAUCAUGAUGUGUGAACCGUUUGAACUCUACAAUCUCCUCAACCAGUGCAGCUGUGGUGUGUCGAGGAUGUCAGAGCUCAACUACCUCUGUUUGAUUGAUGCUUGUGAAACAGAAGAUUACAGUAUGAGUCACAUCAUAACAGCUAAAAAUGCCAAAAUGGAUUCAGACGGUUCGUUUUUCCUGCGUGGGGGUGUGGAGGUUGACAGUAUGCAGCAUGUGGUGGUCUACGACAGUAACACCAGCUGUUUACAGGAACAAGGUAGAGCAGUUGGAUGUGCCCAGGCUCUGGCUAAAGUUAGCCUCUGUCCAGUCCAAAUAGUGAGAGGAGGCUUUCAGAGGUUCUCAGCUCUGUACCCUUUUUUAAGGACUGAAAAAAUCCUCUACACCGUCAUGGAAGUGGAAAACCUGAAGACCUACCCAGUGGAGAUCAUAGCAGGACUGCUGUAUAUGGGUGAUGAGAAACAACACAUGGACUCCAGCAUUCUCAAAGAUCUGAAAAUCAGCGCUGUCAUCAGCAUCUCGCAGAGUGACAUUCUGGAAUCCAUAAAGUGGAACCAGACCACCAUCAACAUCCCUGUGGCCGACUCGGUGAAGUCUGAUUUAUAUUCAAGUUUUGAAAGGAUAUGCAGUCUUAUUGGCUCACACAUCAACAUGGGCUCUCGUGUCCUGAUAGUUUCCAGAAACGGCAGAAGCCGCUGCAGUGCCGUCGCCAUCGCCUUCCUCAUGCAACACCUCAAAUACACGCUGGAGGAGGCCUGGAAGUACAUGCUGAAAUGUAAACCCAGCAUGAGGCCAAACACAGGGUUUCUACAGCAGCUGUCUGACUGGGAGCGUCACACCAGGGGAAACAAAAAGACGGAUAUCUCUCAACCUUAUUUUUAACAAAUAGGAACCAAGAAAGGAGAAACUAAAGUCUCUGGGUGUUUUUAAAAAAAAACUUAAACUGUGAAGAUAAACAAUUAAAACCCUCCUAUAUA